Messenger RNA from Cyprinus carpio (common carp), 2320 nucleotides. RefSeq names its product nuclear prelamin A recognition factor. Gene Ontology annotation, cellular component: lamin filament. Lineage: Eukaryota; Metazoa; Chordata; Actinopteri; Cypriniformes; Cyprinidae. The record is from RefSeq and is a predicted model, not a curated record. Gene Ontology annotation, molecular function: lamin binding.
AGUUCAUUUCGUUGCAGUCAUGAUUCGAGUCCAGUCGAACGUCAACGUCCGUAAUCCGCCUAAUCAUGAAUCAUGUCUGAAAGAGUUGGUUCAGUGAGUUGGUGACUCGAGAACGAAUCAACGAAAUCAUGAAAAAGAUUCGACUCAAAAGGACGGCUCGUUCACGAAUCGGACAGCGUUUAAGGACAAUGGAGUCGGAUGCACCGGAGUCAAACCGAGCCGAGAGCUUUCUACCGCGAAUGUGUCCCAUUCGGAUUAGUCAGAGUUAUGAAACGGAGGCCUGGAUGAACAUCAGUGUUAUAUGACCGCAGUGCGCUGUUUUCUGAUGACCAGCUCGCGCGCUUUCAAGUGUCAUUAGGAGAAGUUCCCUGCUGUAAAGACUGCUGCUUCGUCUCCUGGGCUUCCCCCUGAACAAUAAGGGCUUCAUGUGAUUUUUAUGGCACUGAACAUUUCAGGAGCUCCUCAUACAAUGUCUGAAGUCAGUAUUGGACGGAAAAAAGAAAAGUGUGAGAAUUGCACUAAACAGUGCAACAAGAAACAGAGUGAGGAAGGUAUAAACUCUCUGCAGGAGAAAGGUGUUGCCACUGGAGAGGUGAAAGAGUCUACCUCAGUUCAGCAGGUGUUGUUGAGCGCGUGUCUGUCCUGUGACGGCUGCGUAUCAGAGGAUGAAGGCCAGAGAAUCUCUCAGCAAAAUCUGGAAGAGAUCAACCGUGUGCUUGCCCUCAAUAAGAAAUGUGACACUUCGAAGCACAAAAUUCUUGUGGUGUCUGUGUGUCCCCAGUCGCUGCCAUUUUUUGCUAUUAAAUUUCAGCUGGAUGUUCCAGCAGCUGCAAAGAAACUCUGUGGCUUCCUAAAGAGUGUGGGGGUUCUUUAUGUCUUUGACACUACAGUAGCUGCAAGUUUUAGCAUUUUGGAAAGCCAGAGAGAGUUUGUUCAGCGUUACCGUCGUAAACAUCAUGAUUCUAAUGCCAUGCCGAUGUUCACAUCCUCGUGUCCAGGAUGGAUUCGUUAUGCAGAGCGUGUUCUUGGUAGCCUGGUCACACCACACAUCUGCACCGCCAGAUCGCCUCAACAGAUCAUGGGCUCCUUGGUCAAAGACUUCUUUGCCAGACAACAGAAGCUGACCCCAGAUCAGAUUUUCCAUGUGGUGGUGGCUCCCUGCUUUGAUAAGAAGCUUGAAGCUGUAAGAGAGGAAUUCUACAAAAGCAUCCUAGAGAUCAGAGAUGUUGACUGUGUGCUUACGUCAGGAGAGAUUCUCCACUUAAUGGAACAAAGCAAAGUUACUGUAGAGGAAGUGGACUCUGCUCCUUUGGAUCAUGUAUUUGGUGAGACCACUGACCCAGGUAUGACCAGACAUGAAGGUCGUGGAUCCGAAGGCUUCCUGGAGCACAUUUUCAAACAUGCAGCCAAAGAGCUGUUUGGCCUAGACGUCCAAGAGAUUGUGUACAAGACACUCAGGAAUCGAGACUUCCAGGAGGUGGCGCUAGAGCGUGAUGGAGAGACUCUGCUGCAGUUUGCUGCAGUUUAUGGUUUCCGGAACAUUCAGACUUUAGUGCACAGAAUGAGGAAAGGCAAAGUGCCCUACCAGCUAGUAGAAGUGCUUUCCUGCCCUGGAGGCUGUUUAAGUGGGCGAGGACAAGCUGAGGGAGAGGGAGGUCGUCCUGACCGAACGCUGGUCCAGCAAAUGGAAGAGCACUAUAGCAGCUUGCCUGUCCGUCUGCCUGACACCAACCCAGAGGUCCAGCGCCUCUACCAGGACUGGCUGGACGGCCACGACUCGCCACAUGCGCAGCAAUGCCUCCACACUCAGUACAAGAUCAGCACGCAGCCGCCCUCUCAGAUACUAAAUUCUGAUAUUCAGUGGUGAUUGGCAGUCAUUGAUGCGUUCCCACAUACCAGGAACCAAGUUUGGCAUUAAAAGCACUAAUCAGGACUGACUGUUUGAUGCCAUCUUGGGAUCACACGGACUGCAAUGUGUCUGCAGUAAAAGAAAAGUUGAACAGAGAACCAAACAGGCCUCCUGUUCUAUGCAGUGAAUCGGAUUCUGCUUUACUAAUGAGAAAAUGUGCAUUCGUUAACUAGUUUUCUGGAACAUUCACUCACAUUACACCUAAAUGAUGUCAUGCAUGGUUGGGCAACCAUCCAUCACAUAAAAAGUGUUAUUAAAAGGGCAAUAACACAAGGCAAAAAACUCUGGCUAUUAUUGACAUUAAUUAUUGGACCCUGUUAAUAUGCACUAAAAGAAAUAUUAAUGGCAUUGUGUAUGACUAUCACUAAGAUUCAACUUUAGAAAGUGUAAAACUAAUACAUACUGGCACAG